This is a messenger RNA of Hemibagrus wyckioides, 4135 nucleotides long. RefSeq names its product homeodomain interacting protein kinase 3a (gene hipk3a). Bases 390 to 3968 code for a protein of 1192 amino acids. Gene Ontology annotation, molecular function: ATP binding; protein serine/threonine kinase activity; protein tyrosine kinase activity. Gene Ontology annotation, cellular component: PML body; nucleus; cytoplasm. Gene Ontology annotation, biological process: peptidyl-threonine phosphorylation; peptidyl-serine phosphorylation. NCBI's taxonomy places the organism in Eukaryota, Metazoa, Chordata, Actinopteri, Siluriformes, Bagridae. The transcript has 16 exons. The record is from RefSeq and is a predicted model, not a curated record.
GCAGCUCGCGCCUCGCUAAGUUGCAGCAGGGCUAAAAGCAAAGCGAGCGAGGCAGGAAGCAGGAAGGGUCUCGGCGAAGGGAUUUUUUUUGUUUUUAGAGGGUUUCUCCCUCUCGAAAUGAGGAGCAAAACUCACUCUUGUUGCCAAGGAGAUCCUUAAUUCCACCGUGGACUUAUUCCGCUUUGAGUGCAUGGCUUAACGCGCGAGUUGUGAGCAGUUCAACAUGAGGGAGAUGACGGUGUUUUCUCCCUCGUUGUCCAACAACAGCAGCAGCAGCAGCAGGAGGACAAGAUGGCAGCUUAUAGCGAGUGUUUAGAAGCUGCUGAGGGUUGAAGAUUAAAGCCCGAACAUGUCCCUGUUGUCCCAUUACAGUCUCUGGCUGUGAAGGAAUGGCCUCACAGGUUUUGGUCUGUCCACCGCAUGCGCAUCAGCCCCAGACAAGUGCCUUUAUCAGCGUGAGGAAAGUGGAGGCCAGCAGCUGUGUGUACCAUGAGAAGCCUCCUCGCACCUAUGUGGUCGGCGUGAACUUAGGCAUCGCGCAUCCAACUAAUAUCACCACCCACCCAUCUUUAAAGCCACAAGCGCAGGAGGGAUAUUCGUUACAGACUGUGGCUCCCGGAGAGCCGCGCAGAGGGAUUCUUUCCUCCUACAAGUGUGUAGGAGACGGAGGAGAGGAGGAGGAGGAGGGAGAGGAAGAGCAAAAGCAAAAGGAGAAGGAGAGCAGCGGGACGUUUGACGGAUGUGGGUUUGAACGCAAAAAAGACGAGGAGCAGGCCAGCAGCACCAGGACCAUGCAGAUCGUAGAGGAACAUCCGGCGCUGCCGGCCAUGUUGCAAAGCAACGUGGGCAGCACGGUGCCCUCCAAUCAGAAUGUGGCCGGUACAGGGGGCGGGGCCAACGACGGGGACUACCAGCUGGUGCAGCAUGAGGUCCUGUGCUCUAUGAAGCACACUUAUGAGGUGCUAGAGUUUCUGGGCCGUGGAACGUUCGGCCAGGUCGUGAAGUGUUGGAAGCGCGGCACCAGCGAGGUCGUGGCUGUGAAGAUCCUGAAGAAUCAUCCGUCAUACGCACGCCAGGGUCAGAUCGAGGUGGGCAUCUUGGCACGUCUGAGCAGCGAGAAUGCAGAGGAGCACAACCUGGUGCGCGCCUUCGAGUGCUUCCAGCACCGCAACCACACGUGCCUGGUGUUCGAGAUGCUCGAACAGAACCUGUACGACUUCCUGAAGCAGAAUAAGUUCAGCCCGCUGCCGCUGAAGGUGAUCCGCGCCGUGCUGCAGCAGGUGGCCACAGCGCUCCGCAAGCUCAAGAGCCUCGGACUGAUUCAUGCCGACCUCAAACCCGAGAACAUCAUGCUGGUGGAUCCGCGCAGGCAGCCAUACCGCGUCAAGGUCAUCGACUUCGGCUCGGCCAGCCACGUCUCCAAGGCCGUGUGCUCCACCUACCUGCAGUCGCGCUACUACAGGGCUCCGGAGAUCAUCCUGGGUCUGCCCUUUUGUGAGGCCAUAGACAUGUGGUCACUGGGCUGCGUCAUUGCCGAGCUGUUUCUCGGCUGGCCGCUCUACCCCGGAGCUCUGGAAUAUGACCAGAUUCGCUACAUUUCUCAAACCCAAGGGCUGCCUGGUGAGCACCUGUUAAACGUGGGGACGAAAACGUCCCGUUUCUUCCGCAAGGAGUCGGACUCGCCGUACGCAGCCUGGAGGCUGAAGACAACAGAGGAGCACGAGACAGAGACUGGAAUGAAAUCGAAGGAGGCCAGGAAGUACAUCUUCAGCUGUCUGGAUGACAUCGGCCACGUAAACCUGGUGUUGAAUAUGGAGGGCUGUGAUCAGCUUGCGGAGAAAGCAGACAGGCGAGAGUUUGUGGAUCUGCUCAAGAUGAUGUUGCUGAUCGACGCCGACCAGCGCAUCACUCCUUCAGACGCUCUCAGCCACCCUUUCGUCACUAUGCAGCACUUACUGGACUUUCCACACAGCAGCCACGUGCAGUCGUGUUUCCACAUCAUGGACAUUUGCCACUCGAGGACCAGCACGUUCGAUGCGGUGAACCGUAACAAAGCCCCACCCCCUCUCAUGAAACCCGUCACACUACCCAGUGGCCCCAACAUUGCAGUCUUCAACAAAAUCCCCUCCAUGCACUCACAGGCAUUGGCUCCACCUGCACCACCUGUGGUACACCCUGGCAUUCCUCUACAAACAGGAAGUGCACAGUUUGGCUGCACUGACUCUUUUCAGCAAACCCUCAUCCUUUGCCCACCAGCCAUUCAAGGACAUUUUGCAGGAAUCGGGUCCAACCCAAACCAGCCGUCAGGGUAUUCGGUGCGGAUGGAUAAUACACUGCCACUGGUGACUCAGGCUCCGGCCAUCCAGCCUUUACCUCUUAGACCGGGAGUCAUUGCACAGCAGCCGUGGUCCAACAGGACUCCACAGAUCCUGGUACCAGCAUGGCAGCAGGUGCCUCCUCCACCCACCACGCUGCCCUCCGACACUGUCUCCUGCUCUCAAAGGAGACCGGACUGGGGGAAAGUGCGGUCACACACCAGCCAUUAUGGUUCCAUGAUACCGCAACCACUCGUGCCCAGUCAGAUGGCUGUAUCUGCGCACCAGCCCAUGAAUAUAGGCAUUGCUCACGUGGUGUGGCCUCAAACUACAGCCAACAAGAACACCAAGCCCAGUCAGAACAGGAGUGUGAAUACGUCGUAUUACGCAGAAACGCACACUUCAGUGUGCCUCUCACCAAAGAUGCAAAGACAGGACACCCUGCGAAACCCAGAGGCGGGGCUUAGGGACAGGGAGGUGGAGUCACAGCCCAAGAAGAAGCCAAACCACAUAGAAGAGACGGAGGAAGAGAGCUGCUGUAAGACGAAAGAGCAGGGCUCUGAAGAGCAGCGAUCAGCAGCCAAACAGCAACGAGAGUCUGUCGUUAUUGGCGAAUCACCAAGCCCGGCGGUCAGCGUCAUUAGCAUUAGCACUGAUACAGAUGAGGAUGAGAGGGACACAGAAGAGCAGAGGUGUUCCUCUAACACAUGUAAGGGCAGUCCAGAUUGUGAGGCAUGUAAAGGGUCUCUGAAUAUGGAGCGGGUGUGUUCACUCAGCAGCCCAGACAGCAGCCUGAGCACAAGCUCCUCAGCUUCAGCUCAGUCCAGUCCCUCACCCUGCAAGAGACCCAACAGUAUGUCCGAGGAUGAUGGUCAUGAGAGCGGCUGUGACACAGUGGACGGCUCCCCGGGGUCAGACUCUCACAGCAGCCCGUUUCCCGAGAGACGCUUUCUGAACACCAAUCAGAAGCAGGAAGCCGAAAUCCGGCGCAGCAACACACACACAGUGACGCAAAUAAAACCGGCUGUCAGGACAGUGGUGGUGCCACCGCUCAGAGUGUUAAACAACAAUAACAACCAGCAGCAGCACGGAAACACAGUGUACGAGUCAUCGUGCCAGUUGCGAGGACGAUGCGCUCCCGGACGGUUGAAUCUGCACUCCACUCCGAGUUUGCCUCGCCAGCACAAGAUCACCUCCACAUUCCAACAGCAGCAGCCUCUCGGCUUUGGCCAGGUCCAGCACUACAGCUCCUGUCACAAGGAAUGGAACGGCAACUACACUCAGCCUUGUCGUCCACAGGCCUUCAUCCCUCCCAUGGUGCACGGUCACACCUUCCCUCACGCCAGCCCCACCCACUCGGUCCAGGCUCCUCCCCCAGCCCCUCCCGCCCUGCUCUCCUACCCUCCUUCUGCCCCCGUCGCCCACCUGCUGCACUCGCCACGGCCCGUACUGCAACCUGCUUACAGUCUGGUGCCUCAGGGCAUCAGCAUGGGCAUCAACCCGGGCAUCGACCCCCGCCUGCUGCCCUCGCCCACGCUGCACCCGCCAGCCGCCUUCAAAGCCCUGUUCACGCCACACUCGUACGUGACGUCCCCCGCCUACACAGGCUUCCCACUCAGCCCCACCAAACUGCCCCAGUACCCCUACAUCUGACACAUACACACACACAUGCCAACCCCAGGGCUCCUUACUGCUCUGACAUGCUCGUCUCCAAAAAUCGUGGAGUGUAAAUGCAUCUGAAACCGAUAUGGAAGAAAAAGAAAAACACUUGGUAUAUGAAUUGAUAUCUAACUCACUUUUCCUGCCUUUUGCACAUUUGA